AAACAGGUCGAACAUGAUGAGGAGUAUAGGAGGGAUUUAAUAAGUGAAUUGCCUGAUGAUGUUCUUAUCAGAAUCUUGUCUUUUCUCAAUCCCGAAGAUGCAGUACUGAAAACCAGAUUUCUUUCUCACAGAUGGAAACAACUCUGGGAAUUUUGGCCUGCUGUUUUUAGUUUCGAUGGCCUAAUAACGGUAGAUCACGGUAGAGAUUAUGCCAAAUGUGAUGACAUUGAUGAACCUGUUGAUGAUAAGUUUAUGGAGAAUCUUGAAAGGAAGAGGAUUGAAUUUGUAAAAUGGGUCAGUAAUGUUUUAAUUUCUCAUCAAGGUUCAACCUUUGAUGAACUUAGAGUCCGAUUCGACUUGAUCAAGGAUUCACGGCGUGACAUCGAUAAAUGGAUCGAGAUCGCAAUGAGAAAGAAGGUCAAAAGGCUGGAACUGGAUAUCCGACCAUUACUGGAUUGGAAUUUUAGAACAUAUUACGCUUUUCCACAAGAAUGUUUCCAUGGGAUUGAAUUCCUUGAUAGUCUUUGUUUGAAACAUGUGGAAGUAACCGAUAAGACAAUGGAGUCGAUUCUGUCGAAUUGUCCGAUGCUCGAAAGCCUCCGUCUCGGAAACAUAAAUCUGCUCAGACAUCCUAAAGUUUCAGGUUCAUCACUGAGGUUGAAACACUUACACAUAUCUGAAUGUCAAUCUGUGGAAAGCAUUGAAGUGUCUGCACCAAAUCUUGUUUCAUUUGAAUACCAUGAAGAACGAUUAGUAACAUUGGAUAUAAGGCAUGCACCCAAAUUCACUGAGCUCUAUUACUAUAAACGACCGAGCUCUAAAAUUGCAGACAUUGUUUCUCAGCUAUCCAAUUAUCUUCCUCAAUUGCAGAUUCUGAGAUUGAAUAUUUCAUCAAAGGAUGAUUUAUCGAUGUUUCCGAAAUGUACUAAUCUUCGGUACUUGAACUGUCAAGUUAAAAUAAAAUCUGAAGAUAGACUUACCAAUUUGAGAACUUUGAUAGAGGCAUCACCUUACUUGUGCGAGCUUAAACUAGAGAUUACAAAUUUCAAUCAUUACCGUAAGAACAAGAGCAGUUUAGGCAAGGUAGAUGAGGUGGAGUUGCGCCCGAAUCAGUACAUGAAGAAGGUGGAAAUAGUUGGAUUCUUGGGAGAAAUGGAGGAAGCUGAAUUUGUUACUUAUUUGGUUAAAAGUGCCAUUAAUCUUGAGAAGAUUAUACUCCAUUCCGAUGUCUGUUCUUUACAAAUAAUAUAUUCGGAGGAGUUUGCUGAAGCUACGAAACAAAUGGCACAGAACUUUGCUCGUCAGCUCUUGAAAAAUCGCCCUGGAGUUGAAUUAGUUCUACUCUAA
Molecule: messenger RNA, 1347 nt
Organism: Hibiscus syriacus
Lineage: Eukaryota; Viridiplantae; Streptophyta; Magnoliopsida; Malvales; Malvaceae
Product: F-box/FBD/LRR-repeat protein At4g00160-like
Exons: 3
Molecular function (GO): protein binding
Source: RefSeq, a predicted model, not a curated record